Molecule: messenger RNA, 4131 nt
Organism: Anopheles merus
Lineage: Eukaryota; Metazoa; Arthropoda; Insecta; Diptera; Culicidae
Gene: fzr
Product: fizzy-related protein homolog
Exons: 5
Coding region: 1836-3326 (496 amino acids)
Biological process (GO): positive regulation of ubiquitin protein ligase activity; positive regulation of anaphase-promoting complex-dependent catabolic process; anaphase-promoting complex-dependent catabolic process
Cellular component (GO): anaphase-promoting complex
Molecular function (GO): protein binding; ubiquitin ligase activator activity; anaphase-promoting complex binding
Source: RefSeq, a predicted model, not a curated record
GUGUGUGUGUGUCAGUGUGUUUCGAGCACAACAAUUCAUCUGGCAAAGAUUUGUUUAGCGUACAUUACGACACAAUUUGUGUACCGCCGCCCAUACCCACCCGUCCACCCGUACCAGCAGCUGAUAGAACAUAUGGAUGAUUUUCAUUGCUUUCCUUCACCCCAUCUCGUAAGCGUACGUUAGAAUUGAUAACGAAUCCCUUUAAAAAUCGGAGCAAUUUAAAUUUCGGGCAUUAUCAAUCAAGUUCGUCCGACGAAAGACGCGCACAAAGCAGAAUCCCAGCGCGCUACUGUACGAGCAAUGCACAAAAUACGCAAUUGAACGAUCAUGUGCAUUUGAUUGUUUCGUGUGUUGAUCCGAUCACUCGUUAGGCUUCUGCUGCGAUGGCAUUACAUUAAUUGAAUUAAAGUAUGACCGGAACCAAGCAGCAAGUAAUGUGUUUAUGAUGGGAAUCGUUAGCGAGAACCAAUUGCGCCAAACCUGUCCGUACGUACGUAAGCUUUUUCUAAUCGACUACAACCGCAAUGGUCGUUAUCAAGGUAUCGCUGUGUGGGAGAGUGUCCCAUUUUCAAUGCAUUUUCCAUUUUGUGCAUCAGCAUAAUACGACGAACCAUUAGUGGCCGUCCCGACGGUGCUGGCGGUGGCCUGUUUUGCGUACGCAGCGGUGCUAGCAGCCUUUGACAGAACCGUUUACAAUUAAUCGCCCAUUCGACGCAGGAGACGUACGUGGAGGCCGCACGAGCCGUAAGCGCAAAGGAGAUAGGAAGCACAUUACACACGGUUCUCCUCUCCCGUUCUGUCUGAGAGCCCUUGCAUACGCGGGCGCCCUGUUUUGCCGUUCGACCGUUAGCAGAAUUCUCUUUCACUCUCGCGUUUCGCUCGAAGCUUGCUUGCUCUUGCUCUCGCGCACGCCUCUUCUCUCCCGCUCACGCAUCGAAGCGGGCUGUGAGUUUAGGUCGACUGUCCAUGCUGUCUUUUGGGUUCAAUUUGCUGUCAAACCGCUCACCGCACAGACGGGCCUCGCGCGUGCGUUCUAUUGCAAGAUUUAUUUUUCUAUCACCCGUAUUAUUUACCCACUCGCUGUUGGUUUUUUGGAGCCUGUUCGGUCCGUGUUGGAAACACUUCGGCAGAUAGUUUGUGCGUGAUAAAUUGGAACAGACAAGCAAUUGAAGAGAUAGCGGUGUGGUUGCCGGAUAGUUUGACUACUUGUCGCAAGUGGCCGUUAGGAGAGUUGAGCAAGGCUGCAAAAGAUAUAUAUUUUUAACCGUAUAUAUUUUAUAGUUUAUUUUUGGCUGUAAUAUGUCAGAACUCCUCUGACCGUGCGUUUCGUGUGAAAAGUGACUAAAUGUGAUUGUGCUUUAAACGGAAUAUAAUAAGUGGCAGUACAAAAAAUCCCGCCCAAAACGUGCAAGAAGAUUAUCCUCCACGAGUUCUUGUAGCAAUCGAGAACCUACUCACGUGAAAUCAUCUGCUCAGACGGCGCGUGUCUCUCGCACCCCGUGUAAGGUGGUGUGGUGAAAGCAGAUCACAGAUACACGCACGCCCGGUGUCGUUUGUUGAUUCAGUUUUGUCGCAGUCGUCAUCAUCACCGGUAGAACCCUAGACCGGAGCAACAGGCAUCAAGCAGACGGCCACACAGCGCUACUGCUGCUGCCGGUACAGUAAAAUCACGCGUAGGUGAAAAGUUGCGACUUUCCGCCGGUUUGCAAAUUCGGAGUGUGCUGCAUUGACCAUCGUGUGUGUGUGUGUGUGCGCGUGUGUAGGUGGUGGGUUUACUAAAUUGGCAAGCGACAGCGAUUUCCUCCCCGAGUCGUGCCCGACACAGCGUCGUCACCAUGUUCAGCCCCGAGUACGAGAAGCGGUACAUGCAGCUCCGCAGUCCCGCGGCCCGCAGUCUAUUCUCGGCAAGCGAAUCUUCCUCGGCGCACGAUCGCUUCAUUCCCUGCCGUGCCAACAACAACUGGACGACAAACUUUGCCACGAUCAGCACAAAGUCGAACGAAAAUUCGCCCCAAUCGACGAAGAAGCAGCGUGACUGUGGCGAGAAUGCACGGGACAGCCUGGCCUACAGCUGUCUGCUGAAGAACGAGCUGCUCGGCACGGGCAUAGAUGACGUGAAGCUGGUGGCAGACGACAAGAAUGGAAGCGGCGGCGGCGGUGGCGGAGGUGGCGGCGGUGGAGGCGGUGGCGGAGCUGGUGGCGGUGGUCUGCAUGCAAACAGCCAGCGGACCGGCCUGUUCAAAUAUCAGUCACCGACGAAACAGGACUACAACGAACAAUGCCCGUACUCGCUGUCGCCCGUCAGCAUCAAAAGCCAGAAGCUGCUCCGUUCGCCCCGGAAGGCGACGCGCAAAAUCUCCAAAAUCCCGUUCAAAGUGCUGGACGCGCCCGAACUGCAGGACGACUUCUAUCUCAACCUCGUCGACUGGUCCGCCCAGAAUGUGCUGGCCGUUGGGCUGGGCAGCUGCGUUUACCUCUGGAGUGCAUGCACCAGUCAGGUGACGCGACUGUGCGAUCUCAGCUCCGAUUCCAACACGAUCACGUCCGUCUCGUGGAGCGAACGGGGCCAUCAGCUAGCGGUAGGAACGCAGCACGGAUACGUCACCGUUUGGGAUGUAGCCGCUAGCAAACAGGUGAACAAACUGCAAGGCCACUCGGCACGCGUCGGGGCCCUCGCCUGGAACGGGGACGUCCUAUCGAGCGGGUCUCGGGACCGUCUGAUCAUGCAGCGGGACACGCGCACCCCGUCGCAGGUCCCCGAGCGAAGGCUGGCCGGCCACCGGCAGGAGGUGUGCGGGUUGAAAUGGUCCCCCGACAACCAGUACCUGGCAAGCGGGGGCAACGACAACCGGCUGUACGUGUGGAACCAGCACUCCUCCACGCCGGUCCACUCGUACUCGGAGCAUAUGGCGGCGGUGAAAGCGAUCGCCUGGUCGCCGCACCAUCACGGUCUGCUAGCGAGCGGUGGCGGUACGGCCGACCGGUGCAUACGCUUCUGGAACACGCUCACCGGCCAGCCGAUGCAGUGCGUCGACACCGGUUCGCAGGUGUGCAAUCUGGCCUGGUCCAAGCACUCGUCGGAGCUCGUGUCCACGCACGGCUACUCCCAGAACCAGAUACUCGUGUGGAAGUACCCGUCGCUGACGCAGGUGGCCAAGCUGACGGGCCACUCGUACCGCGUCCUCUACCUCGCCCUCAGCCCCGACGGUGAAGCGAUCGUGACGGGGGCGGGCGACGAAACGCUGCGCUUCUGGAACGUCUUCAGCAAGGCACGGUCGCAGAAGGAAAACAAGAGCGUGCUAAAUCUGUUCACCAACAUUCGGUAAAACCGUCGCGACCUGGAGCUCGCGCAAAGCCCGCUGCAAAAAGAAAAACGGACGGGGACGGGGAUAUCUGUACAUAGUGUCUAGCAUCGAAGCGUAUAGCGAUUUUAAGCGAAUGCGUGUGGGUGUGUGGUUUUUCCUUUUUGCUAUAGGAAUAUUUUAUAUUCUAUAUAUAUAUAUUUUCUUUCCUAUUUUUUUGCACUACUACCCACAAAUCUUUCGUAGUUUUUCUUGUUUUAAACUAGUUUUCUUCCGCUUUUUUCCAAUGCAAUCGGAAAAUUGGGAGAAUCACAGCAUUAUGCAGUAGCAACGAAACUCGCACGUCUAAUAGCGAAACAAAACAUAAUAGCGUCUUCUUUUUUGUUUUGUUACGCUUUUCUUUUUUUAAUUAUUGUAAAAUACUUUUGUUAUACUUCCUUUGCUUUCUUAGUGAGUAAUGCAAUGAAAUCGCCACAAUCCCUUUCUGUUCGUUCGGAGAAGCAUAAAGCACACCUCGAUACCCAAAACGGCGAGGAGUUGCUGGGUGUUCGAUGAAAAGGGGGGUUUAUGUAGUUUAUGAUAUGCAUCAUUUCUUUAAUGCAGCACAGUCGCAUCGACUUUGUUUGUUUUUUUUUUCUUUUUUUUUUUUUGGGAUUGAAUAGUGUUUAAGAAGUUUUUCCAGCGCAUUGAGUGUUUUGUCUUUGCGCGUUUUUUUUUUGCAGUGUAAUUUAGGUAGCUUUAGUUUAGAAUUAGGUUUAGAUAGGCCCUACACUUUUUUGUCUGUUUAAGUCAAAAUUUCUGUCUCACGUUAUGGUACAGUAUGCGUGCU